ACAGUCUUUACUUUGGAGUCUGAAGAGGAAGAGUACCCUGGGCUCAUCGCAGAGGACAGCAACGACAUCUACAUCCUGACCAGUGACAACUCGGGACAGGUGAGCCCGCCGGAGUCCCCCACGGUGACCACGUCGUGGCAGUCGGAGAGCCUGCCCGUCUCCCUGUCAGCCAGCCAGAGCUGGCACACGGAGAGCCUGCCAGUCUCCCUGGGACCCGAGUCCUGGCAGCAAGUGGCCAUGGAUCCUGAGGAAGUCAAAAGCCUGGACAGCAACGGAGGGGGCGAAGAAAGGAGCGAGAACAACUCUUCCAACUCUGAUAUUGUUCACGUGGAGAAGGAAGAGAUAACGGAAGGGAUUGAGGAGGCGGUGGUGUCGGCCGUCGCUGCAGAGACCGUGCAGGCAGCAUUUCCAGAAACCCCUGCUUCUUUACAGGAAGCAAAACCUCAAGCUGAAAUCGCUGCCGCCGAGAAAGCGCAUCCCUCCGCGCUGCUGCGCGCGAAACAGGAGGAAAAGGGAAAAGUGGCCGAAGAGCUUGUUGAACCUGAAAUCCCCGUGUUAAGUAAACCUGUCCCCAAGUUAGCCCCGUCGGAAGAAAAGGCUGCAGAACCUGAGAAAAUACUGCUGCCAGGGGAACAAAAAGUGGGGAAAGAGGGCCACUUGGAAGAGAUAGAAGAGAAAUCCUCCGCUGCAGAGGAGAAGCCUAUCUUAUUGCCGGAAGGGAAAUCUAUACUGCUGUACGGUGGGGCUGCCGCAGUGGCUAUAUUAGCUGUAGCAGUCGGAGUAGCGCUGGCGCUUAGGAAAAAGUAACGGAGCUCUCUUGAGGAAUAGGGGGGAGAGGGAAGAGAGCACAGUCCCAUUUUUGUAGUUGUGUUACCUAAAGGUUGAGCUGCGUGCUGUUUAAUUGGACAUUGGAGUAACUUACUGGUGACGGGGUGAGGUUGUUCAAUAAGCCUCCAGCUAUGGACAAUCAUGUUUUUAGUAGAAUUGGGGCGGGGACUGGUUUUUCGGGAUUAAAGUACAGGGGUAUUUUUAAAAAAAAAAAAAAAAAAAACACAAAAAUUCU
Molecule: messenger RNA, 1063 nt
Organism: Eurypyga helias (sunbittern)
Lineage: Eukaryota; Metazoa; Chordata; Aves; Eurypygiformes; Eurypygidae
Product: bcl-2-like protein 13
Exons: 1
Coding region: 238-807 (189 amino acids)
Biological process (GO): apoptotic process
Cellular component (GO): mitochondrion
Source: RefSeq, a predicted model, not a curated record